AUGAGAAACUUCAUCGCGGCCAACAUCAGCCGGUGUAGACUGUUCAGGACAACAUGCAGGGGCGGAGUAGACAGGAGAGGGAACCGAUCCACUCGGGGAUUCGCCUCCAUUCGCGGGGAGGAAAAAUAUCGGGAUCGACUCGUGAGCUGCGAAGAGGGGGGCUCCACCCCAAAGGAGAAACAGAAUCACGGAGGGAACUUCAUUGCAGAUGAGGACACCACACAAAAUGAUGAACACAACAAAGCUCACUACGCCGCGGGAAACGAUCCUCUUGAUGCCACUUCCACGUCCGAUUCGUUACACCUGCAAAAGCAGAGAGACUUCCUGCACAAAAUUGACGAAGAAGACUUCGCCCCGCAGGAGCAUAGCACCGUCAGAAUAUUCAAGCAAAGGGACGCAGAGGCUGACUCGGACUUUCUCCCGUGCAAUGAUAAAUACAACAACCUCGUUAAGAAGUACAACGAGCAAAAGGAACUCGCAAAGGGGGGGUCCAAGACGAAGAAGAGUCUCCGAUUUGGACAAACUGGUCUACCUCUGCAGGACGACGAAAGGAGUCUGUGGGAAAUUUUGAAGGAGAAGGAGGAUUACUUAAGGAACAAAAAAAAAAUGAAGAAUUAUCAAAAGGAGCUGGAUCACAAAAUGAGCAGAGAGUAUCAAAAGGUUAAAAAGGAGGAGGAGUAUAUGCACUCGGUGGGGGGUGGCGCAAGUAACGGAAAUAGCGGAAAUAGCCGAGUGCAUAAUAGGGGCGGGCGUAGAGGUCCUCUUUCCGACCCAAUUUCCUCUCCCCAUGAUGACAUCGACCGGUUCCUGUCAGGCGACGAGGCCUACACAAAUGAAAUAAAAUCGUAUGACGAAAUUUACACCGACUCGCCCCUGCACAGGGGAAAAGCGAAACGCAGGGGCAUAACGGACAAAGAGGAUAAAGAGGAUAAGAAGCACAAAGAGGACGAAGAAGACAAAGAAGAUAAGAGGGAUAAGGAGCACCACAACCUUGGCGCCCAAGAAGACGAAGUAGCUCAGCAGGACACCAACGAGUUGAAUAUAAACAAAAUGAUACAUGAGGAUCUGACGCGGAGCGCCCUCUCGUGUGACCUGAACGCGCGCUACGCUGAACUGAGGAAGAAGAAGGUGGUGAGCGAAUUUUUGGUGGACGAUUUGGACGUGAAGGGGGAGGGCGACUCUGCGGCUUCUGGGAGGGACUCCCUUUUCGUGAACGAGGUGGAAGACAUCACGGCGAGGAGGUGCAUUGGGGAGAUAUCCAAGGGAGGCGGCUACCAGGGGGAGGGCUACCAACACAGUGAAGACGUUCUGACAGCUGGACAAGCCAACCAAGCGGCGAAGGAACCUCCACCCAGCGACUGCACCGUCGUCGUGACCCCUGCAGACGCUGUGGAGCGGCUGAGCGGGCAGAGCCUCAGCACCAUCAUCGACGGAAAUAUAGACAACUUGAUCAUCCAGAGGGAAAUCAAAAAGGAGAAAACAGCCAUGGGAAUAAUGACCGUGCUGUAUAACAACCUACACAGAUGCGACAACAUAAAUCUCAGCAGUGCCAUUAUGAAGAUGUCAAAGGUGAUGGAUUCCUAUCAGAAGGGGAGCGUCACGAAGAACUACAUGUACCUCAAUGUGAUGAAAAGGAUAAAUGAGAAAUUGCCCAAUUUCGAAAUGUCCAAUCUGGUGCAGAUAUUUUAUGCCUUCGUAAAGAUGGAGCACUUCCCCUACUUCUUCAACGACGUAAUAAAUUACAUGAGCGUGAAAUUGAACGAGGCCGAGCCAAAGCAUGUGUGCAGCAUUUUGUACACUCUGAGUAACAUCCUUGUGGAGACAAACGAGAGUCGAACCUUCAAAAUGAAGGUCAUCGAUAUGGUGAAGUCGGACAUAUUAGCGAAAGGGACGAAUCUGCACUUGAACGAUGCCAUAUCUUUACUGACUUCCCUGUCAAAAUUGAAGUACAAAGAGGUGAACACUUACUACGAGCUGUCCAAGCGGAUUGAGGAAAACGUGGACCAGCUAAAUAUGAAAAAUGUGAGCAACAUCUUAUGGGCCUUCAGUCAUAUCAAUUAUACCUCCAAUCUGGUAAAGAGGUUAAAAAAAAUCGUGGAAAGAGACAUACACAAAGCAGACCACCUUGAUUUGGUGAACAUAGUCUACUCACUGACGAAGCUGAACGAAUAUGAUGAGUACCUCUAUAUGGAUAUCUUCUACAAUGCUAUUAAUGUGUACUUACACCACAUGAGUGUGAAAAAUCUGUGCAUCAUAUUGUGGUCCUAUACCUAUGUAAAUGCAGACAAACCCGAUCUGUACAUAAACAUACUCACAAAGCUGAAUGAGAAUGUGAAGCAAAUCAGCACAAAGGAUAUUGUUUCCAUUCUGACCUGCCUCAGUAGAAUACAGUUCAGUUAUAAAUACAAACAUCUGUUCUCUUUUUUAAAAAAUAAGGUUGUGAAAAAUCUGUAUGCCUUCUCCCCUUUACAGAUCACCAAUGUGAUGUACCAUUCGUCCUUCCUCGAAAUAUAUGACCAUAAAUUUUACUACCUCCUCGUUCAGCAGAUCUUUCAAAUUAGACAUCUGCUUUAUUUGGAAAAUUUGACUCUCAUUCUGUAUGCCCUCAAAAAUGUGUGCUACUUGAAUGUGCACCAUGUGGACGUCUUCCGAUUAAUUGCACACAUCCUUCAGAAUGUCAAGAGGAAAUAUAAGCUCCUCUGUGGAGAGGACUGCGUCAACAUCAUGCUGAUUAUUAACGAUCUGGCCAAAUACGCCCAACAGGGGUACCUCGUCUGUCCCUCUCCCCCAACGGGGAGUGCAGCGACUGAGGUGCCGUCAUCAAUGUUAGGCUCCUCCUUUUUGAUUCCCCCCCAAGGAGAGACUGCCUCCCCAAAUCGAUACAUAGACAUAUUUGAUGAGAACGUAAAUCUGACCGGAUUGCCUCCCCACCUUAUGAGCAACAACGAGGAAGAAGUGUACCUGCCACAUAUUAGCGACCUCCUCUACGAACAAAUCAAACUUCGCCUGCACAACUUCUGGCAGCUCAGCAUUAAAGACGUAAACAAUUUGUUAAUCAUCAUGAGGGAUAAACGCAUGCACGAUGAUGUCAUUUUAAAUAUGAUCAUGCGACAGAUUAUUCCCAUCCUAUCCAAAAGCACAAACAUGGAGUUCCUAAUCUUUUUAAGCAACAUUACGGCUAGUAGGUAUAUGAAGUUUGUAGCUCUCACACACAUGUCCAGGAGGCCCAAGCUCAUUGGCCUAUUCAAAAAAAAAAUCAACUCCAUAACGAGUGGUAUACUAAAUAGCUACGAAGGGGAAGGGGAGGGAGACUCGUUUGGUUCUUCCCUGAAUGGGGAAGACGGUGAUGACCCCCCCGAGCAGCGCACCUUACUUACCAUGCGGUGCGAAGCACUGGGAGGGGAUAGUAUGCCAAGUUUGGGAGAUGGUGACCCAAAUAUACAAUCGGGGGGAGAUGUAAAUCCUAAUGCACACCAAGGGGGGGAAAAUGUAAAUCCUAAUGCGCUUGAAACCGGGGACCCCCCAAACCGAGUCGAAUCCAAAAUGGAAAGUACGCCAACCGGCUACAUUUCUCGUAGCCCCAGCACGGUGGUCGACCUCAACAGUUGCAUUGCCCUCUGCUACGCCUGCUUCAACAUUCACUACGAGGACGACAACAUACUCAAGUUAUACGACUUAGUGGAACACAUGAUUGUGCAGGAGAAAAGGCCAAUCUGCUCCUUCAUGCUAAUCAAUUUCGUCUACAUUUUGGCGCUCACAAACAAUAAGAUGGCUCUGGUAGGUAGACUUUCGCGGGAAUAUAUGCACCACAGGUAUGCAAGCGAUCUGGAAAAGAGGUGCGAAGAAUUGGGAUCACUGCAGAGCUCGUUCACCAUACUUCGAGAUGAACGAAAUGCAUCUAAUCCAUCAUCGAGGAAUCGAUUCGUGAGGACCCCCCAACAUCACAACACAGAAACAUCCUUUAACCUGCUUUACGAAGAAAAUGACAAAUUACGCUCCUACCUCCAGAAGGGGGACGAAGAGGCCUGCUUACUACUGCUAAAAAUGGCCUACGUUAACAUUCUCAUAAAUAUGUACCAUUACCUGUACCAGCUGAUGAGUGAAAUCUGCAGCUACUCUGACGAGAUUUACACACAUGAGUUUAUCAUGCUCGCGAAGCAAGUCUGCUACCACGUCUACAAUUUUGUCGAUUUUUUCUCCAAAGAUAAGGAGGCCAAGUAUGUCUGGAAUAAGGUCGCGCCAAAUGUGUACAUAAAUGAGAACAGCAUCUACCUCGACUUGGAUUACGAACCAUCCGCUGUGAACGUGCAGAUAACUCCUCUGCAAAGGGACAGAAAAUUGGAUACACACAGGAUGGAGCAGACAGCACAAGCCAGCGCACCGCCUCAGAACCCCAAAAUAGCCAAAUCGUUUGACAACAAUCUUAAGAUUUCCAAGUUUUUUUACCACGUCCUAAAUUAUAACGUGGACGAUGUAAGCAUCCGAAAUGCCAACUGUGCCUCCUCCCGGGAGGAGAGGAAGAAGAUCAAGAUGUUCCACUUCGACCACGUCAUAUGCGACAUCCUCAAAUUUCUGAACGUACAAUACAAGGGAUCCUACACGCAUGAAAACAUUUACAAAGUGUGCUGCUCCUUUCCAUACGAAAGGCAUUUAAUUGAUUUAAUGUCAUAUGAGGAUGUCCUUUACCCGUCGCACAGGCCGUUACUUUCAGCGGAGCUGCGUCAGAAGCAGCUGGCCCUGAAGGGCUGGACCGUGCACGCAAUCAAUUUUCGAGACCUGUACAACAGCGUAAAGGACAAAAAUGUCAUCUGCUACAUCUUCAAUAUUGUGAAGAAGAUAAAAAACGAUUUGAAAGAGUUGCCCGAUGAUGAGAAAAAACUGGAGGAAAAAAACUUCUGGGAAAACUUGCAGUAUGCCAAUAUUUAG
Plasmodium inui San Antonio 1 is the source of this 4926-nucleotide messenger RNA. RefSeq lists its product as hypothetical. Lineage: Eukaryota; Apicomplexa; Aconoidasida; Haemosporida; Plasmodiidae. The record is from RefSeq and is a predicted model, not a curated record. The coding region runs from base 1 to 4926 and encodes 1641 amino acids. The transcript is spliced from 4 exons.